AGUGUGAAAACUGAAUUCUAUGGCAUGGAAACUUCCGUUGGCUCCAAGUUUUUGCGAUGGCUUGGGUCCCACAAUUUUCCAGACCUUGGACCUCAAGCAUCCAACUUUAUUUUAGGCUUCCAGUCAACUCCCCCCAUGGCCGCCAUCUCCUUUGAUUGGCUCUUUCACCUUCGGAACACAGACCUCACCAUAGUUUCUCCAAAACAGACAUACAUCUCCAAAACCCAAGAAGACACAGUCAGUGUACGACACGAAGAGAAGCUUUCCAGAUGAAAGGGAGAGAUAUGGAGAAAAAGUUUUCAGAGGCAGCAAUGGAAGGAAACGUCUCGACCCUUAAAGAAUUGCUCUUAGAAGACCCUCUAAUUCUCGACAGAACCAUCGUUUCUUGCGUAUCAGAGACUCCCCUUCACGUAACUUCCAUGCUGGGCCACUUGGCUCUGACCAAGGAGUUGCUGAGUUUGAAGCCCGAGUUGGCCUCCGAGUUGGACUCGCACGGAUCUUCGCCGCUUCAUCUGGCGUCGGCGAAAGGGCACUUGGAGAUAGUCAAAGAGCUGCUGUUGGUGGAUCCCGAGGCUUGCUUGGUGAGGAACCAGGACGGGAGGACGCCACUCCACCUGGCGGCGCUUAAGGGGCGAGUUAUGGUGGUGAGUGAGAUGGUCCGAGUCAAAUCUGAAUCGACUCUUGUGCUUACGGACCGAGGUGAGACGGUGCUGCACCUGUGCGUGGGGAAUCAUAAUAGGUUGGAGAGUUUGAGAGUGUUGUUUGAGGCUGUUGGGAAAGAGAUUGAUUUGGUGAAUUGGAAGGACUGCGAUGGGAAUACUAUUUUGCACAUUGCUGUGGCCAAAAAGCAUAUUGAGACCAUAAAAUUCUUGCUUGCUCAUACUGGUGUGGAUGUAAACGCAUUGAAUAAAAAUAACUCUACGGCAUUAGACAUUCUGAUUGGGAGUCCCAGAGAUUUGAGGGAUAUGGAGAUUGAGGAGUUGCUUCAAGGUGCUGGUGCUUUAACUGCAAAAGAUAUACCUUCUAUUGUGCAAGACUGGGCUCCAACAAAAGUUCCUCAGAUAACAAGAUCUCUAACCUCACCACUAUUGUCAAAAAGGAGUAGUGAGACAAAGAAGCCAGUAGCCAAACAGAGAGAUUCUGAUUGGCUAGGUAGGAAGCGAAGUGCAUUGAUGGUGGUGGCAUCUCUGAUUGCAACUGUAGCUUUUCAAGCUGGAAUAACCCCACCAGGAGGAGUUUGGCAAGAUGACCUUAAAGUGGAUGAUAAUGGGAACCCUGUAGAGAAACCUCACUCUGCUGGAACAUCAGUCAUGGCAUAUACAGACUCAUUUCAGUAUGGCCAGUUCAUGAUUUUCAACACAAUUGCUUUCCUCGCAUCUCUAAGCAUAAUUCUUCUACUUGUCAGUGGAUUACCAAUAAAGCGUCGGAGAUGGGUGUGGAUUCAAAUGGUAAUAUUGUGGGUAGCAGUUACUGCCCAAGUAGUAACUUACUUUAUUGCCCUACGUUACAUGUCACCAGAACUUGUUCAAGCGCAAAUUAUGCUACGUAAGGUGACUGAGAUUUCAGUCCUAACAUGGUUGACAUUAAUGGCUGUUGUUUUUAUAGGCAAUAUCCUUCGUAUGAAUUUAUGGAUUCUCAGGAAGUAUGGAUAUCUCAAGGAAAAAGAGGCAGUGCCUCAAGCUGCAACUGAUGAUGAGAAUGAAGAAGUUUGAGGCGAGAGAAAAUUUUCUUCCUUGUUUUGGUGUAGACAGUAUAUAGCCAAUCCUGUUCUUCUUGCUGUAGUGUCGUUGAUAUCUCAGAUUGUCGCUCAUUGGUGUGAACAGUUAUUGGAUUCAUAGAUGUCUUGUUGCAGUAUGCUUCACGUGAUAUGGAUGUUGAUGCAGUCUUUUGUCAAGAUUUGCUGCAGAUCAGGCAUUGUUCUUUUCUCAUAGAUGCCUAAAGGAAGUCUAUCUUGAUGCUGAUUGUUGUUGGAAUGGGUUAAAUACACUGCGCCGUGAUCUUUCUUUGUGAACUCUACAUCUGUGUGUCGAGUCUUUUGCCAAGUUUUCUGCAGAACAAGCCUGAUUCAAGCAUGAGACGGUUUGAGUUUUAGCAGCAAUUUUGGAUGAAAAUAUUGAAAGCAACCUAAUGUCUUCCUGAUUAUUCAAGUAUGCAAGGCCGUUGUUGUAAUCUCUUCCUUUGUUAAUUGUACAUAGUAUAUAUUUGUUUGAGAAGGCGUCCUUAUACUGAAAAAACACAAAAUGGUAAAUUUUAGAUAGUACAUUUCCUUGCAUUUU
This is a messenger RNA of Juglans regia (Persian walnut), 2276 nucleotides long. RefSeq names its product ankyrin repeat-containing protein BDA1-like. Gene Ontology annotation, molecular function: protein binding. Bases 270 to 1712 code for a protein of 480 amino acids. The transcript is spliced from 2 exons. The record is from RefSeq and is a predicted model, not a curated record. NCBI's taxonomy places the organism in Eukaryota, Viridiplantae, Streptophyta, Magnoliopsida, Fagales, Juglandaceae.